Molecule: messenger RNA, 5166 nt
Organism: Nerophis lumbriciformis (worm pipefish)
Lineage: Eukaryota; Metazoa; Chordata; Actinopteri; Syngnathiformes; Syngnathidae
Source: RefSeq, a predicted model, not a curated record
AUGGCCCAGAUAUCGAGAGGUAAUGGGUUUAAUCUGGAUGUCCCCCAGCCAAAGGGGCUUGUGGGUAAAGAGGAAGCCCUCCGCAUGGAAGAGGAGGCUUUAGCAAAGCUCCAGAGGGACAAAAGACACACUCUUUCCUCAUCUCCCACUGGGGCGUCUUCACCCAAGUCAAACAAAUCCAAGACAGCUAAAGUUACUGCUGCAUUUGUUGCUUCUCAACGUUCGCCUGCCACCAAGAGACCAGAAAAGGACCUCAUUGUGUUCCCUGAGACCAAGAAGCAACCAGAGGCCAAUAAGUUCAGGGACAUCGAUGUGGACAAGUUGACCAAUGAAGAGUUGGAAAAGCUCCUCCUGGAUGAAAACUUUGGGGCCAACAGCAAAGUAUCUCGCCCUUCAUCGCUGCUGGGCUUUAACCUCAGUGCCUCCUACCCUGGCGGCAAUACAUGUAGCUCAUCUCCUUUCCAAGGUUCUCAAUGGACACCCAUCCUGUCCACUCCAUCGAGCUCCACCGGGUCUACGCCCACUCAUCAACCGCCACCGCUGUUCCCUUCCGCUCCUUUCCCCAAACCAGGGACAUUUCCGAAUGGCUUCACUCCAACCAUAUCGCCCUUCAUGGCGCUUUCUGCUCAGCAGCCAUCAUUCUUAGCCUUCUCUCCCAUCCAACCUGCCGUUACCGCCGCCACCACCAUGGUGUUCCCUCCACCACCUACGGUGGACCCUGAGAUGGCUAAGCUCUUUGAUAAGAUUGCCAGCACCUCGGAAUACUUGAAAAACGGCAAGUCGGCCUGCAUUGACAUAGAUUCCGGUUCGGCGUGUUCUGCCUCCCUGGCACCCAACCCGGUGACCCAACAGCCAGUGGCGACGGAAUCUGCGUGCAUCAGCCGCUUCGAGUGGCUGGAUCUUGACCCGCUGACUAAACGUAAAGCCGACAGCGAGGAAGCAGGCACGUCGCCGGGAGACGAUCCGGAGGUGGCUCAGGGGCUUUCUGCGCGGGACCCCUGGGAUGCAGUGUUGGAAACCGAAGGUAAAAGUAGUAAAAGCAGCCCCCCGCUUACAUCAGGGUCGGCCCGAUCGCAAGCUCGGAGGGCGUCCACUGGGGCUGCUGUCACCAGGAGCCACUCGCUCAACAUCCCCGGAACUUCCUCGCAGCAUAAAGCAAACAGUCAGGGCAAGGGUAAAGGUCUGGUGAAGAAUGACGCAUUGGAGCAAGAAGACGCUCAGAAUCUGGAAGUGGUAGCCUUCUGUAAAGAGGUCGCGAGCCUGCGAUCCAAAUUCCCUCACAGUGACACGGCCACCAACCCUGGCUACAUCCGCAGCCCUGUCAUCUCCCAGGGGGAGGCCAGAGGGGAUACCAGCUGUUCCGUGAAGGUGUCCAUCGAAAUCUCAGAGUCUCAGCAGCCUGUGACUUUUACAUGUGACGUUAACUCUCCAGUGGAGCUUCUGAUCAGUCAGACACUCUGCUGGGUCCAUGAUGACCUGGACCAGGUGGACUUCUCCAGCUACCUGCUCAAAGUGUGCGGCCGGGAGGAAGUGCUGCAGAAUAAAUACAGCCUGGGCAGUCAUGAGUACGUCCAGAACUGCAGGAAGUGGGAGAAUGAGAUCACAUUACAGCUGCUCUCACACUCCACCAUGAGACGGGACUUGGCUCGCACUGUGGAUGAUGACAAUGCCUCCAUAAAUUUGGAAAGACACCUGAGCUAUGUGGAGCGACCAUUUAAGGAGACUGCCACUAGACAAGGUCUGAUUGACUACCUAGAAGGUUAUCACAACCAAGUCAGCAUCUGUCUACAAAAUGAGAGUACCCAGUACAAGACUGUGGAUCGGGUAGUGCAGACGGUGAAGAACUUCUGCUGCGCUCUGGACGAAGUGGAGACACAGGCUGUUGCCGAGGCUGUCAAACGGCUGCGACACUCUGUCAACCUGCCCAGGACGCACUCGCCAAAGCUGGGUUCCCAGUCAUCUGGACAGGCAGCAAAUGAUCACGCCAGCCCAGUGGAUGAAAGCAUGGCUUUGCUCACCCAGGCUGUGUACGACCUUGCCAAGCUCUACCUUCGCUCCUUUUGUGCGCCAUCUACCUCCGUCACCUCUCCUUCGCUCAAAGGAGAUACGGCGAACGAGCUACGGAGCAGCAAAGAAGCCUCCGGAACCACAGACCACCUCCAGUUUACCCUCUUUGCCCUACAUGGUAUCCCGGCCAACUGGGUCAGCAGUUAUGAGAAAUACUUCCUGGUGUGCUCUCUCACCCACAAUGGCAAGAAUCUCUUCAAACCAGUUCAGUCUAAACGAGUGGGCACAUACAAAAGCUAUUUCUACCACAUCAAAUGGGACGAGCUGAUCAACUUCCCCAUUGCUGUGGCGGUCCUCCCACUAGAAUCCAUCCUGGGCCUGACUCUGUACGGCGUGCUCAACCAGAAUGCCGGAGGCUCUCCGGACUCCAACAAACAGAGGAAGGCCCCAGAAAUGCUGGGCAAAGUGUCAAUGCCGUUAUUUGACUUCAGACGAGUUCUCGCCAGGGGCACCAGACUGUUGUGUUUGUGGACAUCAGUACAGGGAGCCACUGCAGGCUCUGCAGGGGGCCGCAAAAAGUUGCCUACAGAGAGAAUUGUGCUGCAGGUGGAUUUUCCCAACUCUACGCUCGAUGUUUUGUAUGUGGGACCUCAGGAAGACCCCACUCCAGAGCCCAACCCAAUUGAGGAGCUUGACCCUGACCUCCGACGUAAACUGGAGAAAAUCUGCAGUCGAGCGUCUAAUUUUGGGCUGAAACGGGCAGACCACCAGCUCCUCUGGGACCACCGGCUCCACUGCCGGAGGGAUCACCCCAGCAGCCUGCCCAAGGUGUUGGCCAGUGCGCCCAGCUGGGACUGGGCCAGCAUGUCUCACAUCCACUCGCUGCUUCACUCCUGGCCCCCGUUGCCACCGGUCACCGCUCUGGAACUACUCGAUUCCAAAUUUGCUGACACCGAAGUGAGGCGGGUGGCUGUCAGCUGGGUUGAGGAGAGUACUGAUGACGAGCUGACUGACUACUUACCGCAAUUGGUGCAGGCUUUAAAGUUUGAAUGUCACCUCAAGAGUGCCCUCGUCAUGUUGCUGCUUUCCAGGGCGCUCGGCAACAUAAACAUUGCACACUACCUCUACUGGCUGCUCAAGGACGCCGUGCAGGAUGCGGCAUGGGGGCGGCGUUACGAUCGUGUGCUUGGAGCCCUGCUGUGCCUCUGCGGGGCGAAGCUGCGAGCCGAGCUGGAGAAACAAACGCAGCUGGUCACGUUGCUUGGAGCUGUGGCGGAGAGGGUGAGACAGGCUGGUGGGUCCACGAGACAGGUGGCUCUUCUAGAGGGCCUUGAGAGUGUUCAGAACUUUUUCCAGAGAAGUAGCUGCCGACUUCCCCUCUUUCCCAGUCUGGUUGCCAAGGAGCUUAACAUUAAAGCCUGCUCUUUCUUCAACUCCAAUGCCGUUCCUCUCAAGCUGGCUCUGGUGAAUGCUGACCCACUUGGGGAGGAGAUCAAUGUUAUGUUCAAGGUCGGGGAAGAUCUGAGGCAGGACAUGCUAGCGCUCCAGAUGAUUCGCAUAAUGGACCGCAUCUGGCUGCAAGAGGGACUGGACUUGCGCAUCGUUAACUUUAAGUGCAUCUCCACGGGCAAGGACAAAGGCAUGGUGGAGCUCGUGCCAUUCUCUGACACUCUGAGGAAGAUCCAGGUGGAGUAUGGUGUCACCGGCUCUUUUAAGGACAAACCGCUGGCCGAGUGGCUCCGCAAGUACAACCCUGCCGAGGACGAGUACGAAAAGGCAUCCGAGAACUUCAUCUACUCUUGUGCGGGCUGUUGCGUGGCCACUUACGUGCUGGGCAUCUGUGACCGCCACAACGACAACAUCAUGCUGCGUUCCACAGGCCACAUGUUCCACAUUGACUUUGGCAAGUUCCUCGGCCAUGCCCAAAUGUUUGGCAGCUUCAAAAGGGACCGAGCACCGUUCGUGCUGACCUCUGACAUGGCGUAUGUUAUUAACGGUGGAGAGCGUCCUACCAGUCGCUUCCAGUUGUUUGUUGACCUCUGCUGCCAGGCCUACAACCUCAUUCGCAAGCACUCCGGCCUUUUCCUCAACCUGCUGUCACUGAUGAUGUCAUCGGGGCUUCCAGAGCUGACUGGCUCUCAGGACCUGAAGUAUGUUUUUGACGCUCUGCAGCCACACAGUACAGAUGCAGACGCCACUAUAUUCUUCACCAGACUGAUCGAGUCCAGCCUGGGUAGUGUGGCCACAAAGUUCAACUUCUUCAUCCACAACCUUGCCCAGCUCCGCUUCUCUGGUUUGCCCGCCAAUGACGAGCCUAUCCUGUCCUUCUCGCCCAAGACUUACACGUUGAAGCAGGAUGGCCGAAUCCUCCAUGCCUCCAUCUUCUCUUUUCAGAAAAGAUACAACCCCGACAAGCAUUAUACGUACGUGGUGAGGCUACUCAGGGAAGCCCAUAACGAGCCCCAGUUUAUCUUCCGCACUUUCGAUGAGUUUCAGGAGCUCCACAACAAACUCACCAUCCUCUUCCCAUUGUGGAAGCUGCCAAGUUUCCCAAGUAAAAUGGUGCUUGGCCGCACCCAUGUCAAGGAGGUGGCCGCCAAGAGGAAGUUGGAGCUGAACAACUACAUUCAUAACCUGAUGAGGAGCUCGGCUGAGGUCACACAGUGCGACCUGAUCUACACCUUCUUUCAUCCGGUGGCACGGGAUGACAAGACAGAAGGUUUGGAGGCAGCCACAAAAGCUGAGCCCCCAUUGAGUCCCACAGCCGGCCGUGUAGAAGGGGAGGUGAAAUUGUCCAUCUCAUACAGGAACAGCACACUAUUCAUCAUGGUCAUGCACAUCAGAGAUCUGGUGUCUGAAGAGGGCACGGAUCCAAACCCUUACGUGAAAACGUACCUGCUCCCUGAUCCACACAAGGCCUCCAAGCGGAAGACCAAGAUCUCUAGGAAGACUAGGAACCCGACAUUUAACGAAAUGCUGGUGUACAGCGGCUACAGCAAGGAGACGUUGGGCCUACGUGAGCUGCAACUCAGCGUGCUGAGUGCCGAAUCCCUGCGGGAGAACUACUUCCUGGGCGGCAUUACUCUGCGCCUCAAAGACUUUGACCUGGGCAAGGAGACGGUCAAGUGGUACAAACUCACAGCUGUGCCCUACUUCUAA